AACGAGAAAGAGAGAGGUACAAAUAGGAGACGAAGUGGGAUUUCACGGAGUUAGGAUGUGGAGGAUUUGUGAGUGUAUUUACUUAUUUGAGUAGGACUGUCAAUUCUGUUGGGUCCUAAAGAAAGAAGAAAAGAUUGUGAUGUUCAAAGAGUGUUCUUUGUUUGAUUCAAGGAAUUUAUAAGCAUGCACAUGGAACUUUUCCUUGUCCCUCCUUUCUAUGUAUUAUUUGCUAAAAGUACUAUGACUUACAGCUGCUGAAGCAAUGGCAGAUGUAGAGGAAACUCUGAAGCGAAUUCAGAGCCAGAAAAACGUUGUUGGAGUUAUCGUUAUGGAUUCAUCCGGUCGAGCAAUCCGGUCAACAUUGGAUGAUGAAGCUACACAACAGCAUUGCGUACUGCUGCAUCAGCUGUGCGACAAAUCAAGAAGUGUUAUUCGGGAAUUGGAUGGCUCAAACGACCUCACAUUUCUUAGGCUGCGGACAAGAAAACAUGAAAUAAUGAUCGCACCUGACAAAGAUUUCCUGUUAGCUGUAAUACAGAACAUUACUACACAGUUUUAAUGUUUCUGCAGUUUCUAAUUCUGUGCUUAUAUGUGGUAAUAAGUCUAAUGUUUUUAUUAUUUGGCAAAGUUAAGAUCCCUAUAUUAAUGUUCAUUUCUGUAAAUAGACUGAUACGUCGGGAGGAAAUGUAACCUGAGAAGAGAAUAUGAAGAAAUAAAAUGAACCGUUUAGAAAUUGAGGAAUGAAUGCAGCGUGUUGUUUGUUGCUUUGAAUGUAUUUUAAAAAAUAAAUCAAACUUGAUUGUCUUCAUUGUGUUAUUACAUUUUUUUAUUAAAUCAUGAUAAAAUUAAUAUUUUCUUUACUUUGACCUUUUGUCUAAAGGACAUCUUGCGGAAGCUUCACCCGAUUUCGUCACUGUUUUCUCAGCAUGCUUUUUCGUUGUGCCUUGUUAUUUGGCAUUGUUUGUUAAUGUAAAUAGUCAUAAAAUUGUUUGCCACAUUACCGA
Loa loa (African eye worm) is the source of this 1004-nucleotide messenger RNA. Its product is annotated as dynein light chain 2B. The coding region runs from base 263 to 559 and encodes 98 amino acids. The transcript has 2 exons. Gene Ontology annotation, biological process: microtubule-based movement. NCBI's taxonomy places the organism in Eukaryota, Metazoa, Nematoda, Chromadorea, Rhabditida, Onchocercidae. Gene Ontology annotation, molecular function: dynein intermediate chain binding. Gene Ontology annotation, cellular component: cytoplasm; cytoplasmic dynein complex; centrosome. The record is from RefSeq and is a predicted model, not a curated record.